UCAGUUGGAAAUUACUAGGGCCAGGAUGUGGAAGGCUGCUGGGCAGGCUGACAAGAGUGAACGCUCACGGGGGAGGGCCUCUCUCACCUGGAUGCUGUUCUUUCCUGGCUUUCCAACAGCGGGUUGGCUGGAGGGGAGCUGUCAGCCUGGACGGAGAGAAGUGGGAGACAGGAAGGAGGUUUCUAGGUCUGUGGUGCUGACCUAAUUCUGGAUGAUGUUUUCACUGAAUGAGCUGAUUAUUUUUAUACUCUUUUCUGGGAUUGAGGAGACAGAAGAAGGCUGAAGACAGGCUGAUGGGCUCAGUUGGUAGGCUCCACUACCUCACCAUGACUGCCGAAAACCCCACACCUGGAGACCUUGCUCCGGCCCCCCUCGUCACUUGCAAACUGUGCUUGUGCGAACAGCCUCUGGACAAGAUGACCACACUCCAGGAGUGCCAGUGCAUCUUUUGCACAGCUUGCCUGAAACAGUACAUGCAGCUGGCAAUCCGAGAAGGAUGUGGGUCUCCCAUCACUUGCCCUGACAUGUUGUGCCUAAACCAUGGGACCCUGCAGGAAGCUGAGAUUGCCUGUUUGGUACCUGUGGAUCAGUUUCAGCUUUAUCAGAGGUUAAAAUUUGAACGAGAAGUUCACCUGGACCCCCACCGAACGUGGUGUCCUGUUGCAGACUGUCAGACAGUGUGCCCCGUUGCAGCAAGUGACCCGGGACAGCCGGUGCCGGUGGAAUGCCCUUCCUGCCACCUGAAAUUCUGUUCAUGUUGCAAGGACGCGUGGCACGCCGGGGUCUCCUGCAGGGACAGCCAGCCCAUCGUCCUGCCAACUGAGCACGGGGCCCUCUUUGGGACAGAUGCAGAAGCCCCCAUUAAGCAGUGCCCAGUGUGCCGAGUUUAUAUCGAACGCAAUGAAGGCUGUGCCCAGAUGAUGUGCAAGAACUGCAAGCACACGUUUUGCUGGUACUGCCUGCAGAACCUGGACAAUGACAUUUUCCUCAGACACUAUGACAAAGGACCAUGCAGGAAUAAGCUGGGCCACUCGAGAGCCUCAGUGAUGUGGAACCGCACACAGGUGGUGGGAAUUCUGGUGGGAUUGGGCAUCAUCGCCUUGGUGACGUCACCAUUGUUACUUCUGGCCUCCCCGUGCAUAAUCUGCUGUGUCUGCAAGUCCUGUCGGGGCAAGAAGAAAAAGCACGACCCGUCUACAACCUAAGAUGAUCUCUGCGUGCACGUGCCACAAACGUCUGGGUUACCUGAGACAGCACAGCGCUAAAGCCCCACUUAGUGAUCUUGCCUCCUUCCCCUUGCCAAACUUUGGAAGUGCCUCUGCGUCCAGACUUUGAACUUGCCUUCCAGCCUCAGCAUCAGAAGAGGCUGCGUCAGUCCUGGGUGCAAGUGUUCCAGUGUCACCAGAGCUGCCACCGCCGCCCCAGGCUGUGCCCGCGGAGCACGUGGGGAGCGUUGGGGUUGCUCGGGAGGAACUAACCAACCAUUUUAUCAUCUGGACGAUCCCACUGGACUGUUCAUCUUCCAGCCAAAUCCAAGGAGGCUGAGCAAACGUUUCAUAUAAUAAACGUGUUGUCGCGGUUGGCAACAUUCAUGCUAACUGAGAAGAAGAGUCUGCUCUGUUUGAUUUGAGCACCCUGAGAAACGGGGAAACCCGCUGUAGGAGGGGAAGGCUAAGACUGCGUGUGAGAAAUUCUCCCAAGAGCUACAAAGCAGGCUGCUUAUCUGAGCAGCUGAUAGUUGUGCCUCUGCCCGUUACUGGGUGUGCUGUUCCCAACGUUCCCACAGUGACUUGGCAGAAACACAAUGGGUUUCUCUUCCUGUGAUCUCAGCUUCAAGCAGUGGAGACUGCUGUGCAGAGGGAAUUGGCCCUUCCCAGUGAAAGGGCUGCGGCCCAAAAACAACGCGGUCUAAUUUAAGUGUCUCUCCUUUGGCAAAGGUUACUUUGCUAAGGUGGCCAGCUUGUCUGUCACAGCCAGUAGCUGUGGCCUGAGGGAUUGGUUCAUAUGAAAUAGGGGUCAAGUGGUAGAGGCUCAGAACAUUCAUCACAGAUGACAAGGACCUUCCCUGGGCUCUUGUGUUCACACACCCAACAGACCUGGGUCUGAAAGUACACGACAGAGUCCAUAUGUCCACCUAGAAGCCCUGUGGCUUGCAGCCUAUCUGGAAUGUCUACCCACUGGGCACACAUUAUCUGCUCGAUAGUAGAAACAAAUAUUUCCCUAAAAGCCAUUCUCUCGUCCUAGAAUUAAAAUGGCUCAUUA
Ictidomys tridecemlineatus (thirteen-lined ground squirrel) is the source of this 2262-nucleotide messenger RNA. RefSeq names its product ring finger protein 144B (gene Rnf144b). The record is from RefSeq and is a predicted model, not a curated record. NCBI's taxonomy places the organism in Eukaryota, Metazoa, Chordata, Mammalia, Rodentia, Sciuridae. Gene Ontology annotation, molecular function: zinc ion binding; ubiquitin-protein transferase activity. Gene Ontology annotation, biological process: protein ubiquitination.